Chrysochloris asiatica (Cape golden mole) is the source of this 1191-nucleotide messenger RNA. It is a transcript of the gene TOR3A, whose product is annotated as torsin family 3, member A. The transcript has 6 exons. The coding region runs from base 1 to 1191 and encodes 396 amino acids. Gene Ontology annotation, molecular function: ATP binding; ATP hydrolysis activity. The record is from RefSeq and is a predicted model, not a curated record. Gene Ontology annotation, cellular component: nuclear envelope; endoplasmic reticulum lumen. NCBI's taxonomy places the organism in Eukaryota, Metazoa, Chordata, Mammalia, Afrosoricida, Chrysochloridae.
AUGUCGCGCGGCCCGCGGCGCUCGCUCGGGCUCUGCCUCCUUCUGCUGCUGCUUCCGGGCGCGCCGGGCCACGAAAGGACGGUGAACCCGAGGGAGCGUACCGAGGAGCUGGGCUCGGCUUGGCCCAGCUUCCAGGGCCUGAAGGAGCGGCUGAAGGCGGCUGGGGCCCUGUCCAAGCGGUACUGGACUCUGUUCAGCUGCCAGGUGUGGCCCAAGGACUGCGAGGAACACGGGGCGGCGGCCGAAAAGCUCCUGGGCUGGAACAUUUCCCUGUUGGGCCAGCAGUAUCUGGCAGUGCUGACCAGAUGGUACUGCCGCUUUCAGACCUGCUGUGACAGUGGGGACUGCAGGAUCUCUAACAAUUUCACAGGCCUUGAGUCAGACCUGAACGUGCUGCUGCACGGUCAGCAUUUGGCCCAGGAGCUGGUCCUGAGAGCAGUGAGGGGUUAUGUAGAGACACCCCGGCCUGACAAAGCCCUGGCUCUGUCUUUCCACGGCUGGUCCGGCACUGGCAAGAACUUUGUGGCUCGGUUGCUAGCAGAGAACCUGUACCGGGACGGGCUGAGGAGCGACUGUGUCAGAGUGUUCAUUACCAUGUUCCACUUUCCUCACUCCAAAUAUGUGGACCUGUACAAGGAAGAGCUGUUCAGCCAGAUCCGGGAGACACAGCAGCGCUGCCACCAGACCCUGUUCAUCUUUGAUGAGGCCGAAAAGCUACAUCCAGAGCUGCUAGAGGCCCUUGGACCACAUCUGGAGCACCAGGCCCUCAAGAACCACAGGGCUGAGACCCCAAGAUCCAUCUUUCUUUUUCUCAGUAACCUUGGAGGCAGUAUCAUCAAUGAGGUGGUCCUGAAUUUGCUGAGGUCUGGACACUCCCGGGAAGACAUUACCAUGGAACACUUGGAGCCACACCUCCAGGAGGAGAUUGCAGAGUCCACAGACAGUGGCUUUGGCCACAGCCGUCUUGUGAAGGAACACCUGAUUGACUUCUUCAUCCCCUUCCUGCCACUGGAGUACCGUCAUGUGAGGCUGUGUGCACGUGAUGCUUUCCUGAGCCAGGAGCUCCUGUAUACCGAAGAGGCGCUGGAAGAAAUCGCCAAGAUGAUGGUGUACGUGCCCAAGGAGGAACAGCUCUUCUCUUCUCAGGGUUGCAAAUCUGUUUCCCAGAGAAUUAACUACUUCCUGCCUUGA